UUUGCAGGCCGUAUAUUUUCUGCCACAAUUGCUCAAUUUUGCUCCUAUUGCGAGCAAGCAGCUAUAAACAGUAAUGAAUGACCUGGCUAUGUUCAGAUAAUACUUUACUUACAAAAACAGGUGGAGGGCUAGAGUUGGGCCAUAAUUUGCUGAUAUUUCGUCUGUGGCAUCCGGACCCAUAGAUUGAAAUUUGGAGUGCAGAAUGGGUCCACAGGCCACAGUAGAGAAUCAAAUGUGUAAUGAUUUCAUGUGAAAGAAUUCUGUUCUGGUUCACAAAGAAAUUGGAGCACACAUUCCUGCUAUCCAGAGAAACCUUUCUGAGUUAUCUGAACAAAGCCACUAACCUGCCCUUUGGUCUCCUAGAUCUUACACUAUGGGCUCUGGACAGAAGGGGCUGACAGGAGGUGGGCGGGCAUUUCAGAAAGUCAUUCUGUUUCCCUCAGAACUCUUGAGGGGUUUUUUGCAGCACCAGCCCUGUCUGGUCCAUAUCUUGGCAGCUCAGGGCUCCCUGGAUUUUGCUUGUCAGGCUUUGGCAUUUCUCACGUGCAAGGAAAGACAAUAAGCAUUUCAAGAAAGCAAGAGUACAGCAGAGUUCAUAUCCUCUCAUGCUUUCUACUGUGGGAGAAAACUGGGACUUGCAGGAUAAUCAACACCUGACUCACUAAAGCAUUGCUAAUCCACCGCCUCCAGAGGAAAGCUGUGCUGCUCCCCUUGCUUGUCAGCAGGGCAGUCGUGUGAAUUGGUGUUCCCUGUACCCUGAGCCCAGCUUUGAGAACCUUUUUGUUUUCCACCCAUGAACUGACAAUGAGCAGGAUCUUCGCCUUCUGCCUGCACCCCUCAAAAUGAUAUCUGGCACCAAUUCUGGCCCAGUCAUUUGUGAUCCAUGGCUCUUGUGAUAUGCCGAAGAUUUCCAGGCAGUUUCUGUGGAACGCCUCCCUGUCCAGCUCUAAUCAAGCACCAUAUAAACAAGAAAUUGCUUGGUCAAACCUGUGAGGACUGUGUUCUGACUGCCAAAACGAUCAGUACUGACACCAGAAUGGUAGCCACUCUCAAGUUAUUAAAACCUUUAGGAUGUCGAGUGUUUUGCAACCCUUUUGCUUACAGUGCAACCCAAAGUGUGGCAUAUUGGAAUGUGGGAAACUGCACACGGCACAAGGGACAGGACCCUCCAGAACACAGUAGUCUCCGCCAUCCUGCCAGAAAAGUUGAGCACAUUUGUAGCACCUCCUCUUCUCGGGGGAUCCUGACGACCAGCGGUACCCUCCUGGGUUUGGAGUUCAGCAGGGCUUCUGCCUCUAAGGCCAGCGCAUUGAAAUCAGGCUCCCCUAGGGCUACGAAAGGCGAUGAAGAGGAUGUAGAAGUUUUUGAUUCCUUUGAAGACCCCCGAGUUUUCCUCCAGCUAAGACCAGAGUACCAGCUUCACAGUUAUAGCAAAUCUGAGCCUUGUCAGCCCCUGUCUGUUUCAGAAGGUGAACUGAUUUUGCACAAAGUCACAGUUUAUCAAAAUAAUCUCCAGCCUCAAAUCAUUGCUGAUUAUUUCUGUAAGCUGAGCUCUAUGCCUUCAGAGCAACAUCCUGUUUUGCUGUCCAGUGCCAACUUUGCAUUGCUCUGCCAGCUGAGUGUGAAAAACAUACAUCUCUUUGAGACCCCAGAUCUGAUCAGUAUUUUGAAAGCCUUUGUCAGUUUAGGAAUCCCUCAUUCCCAUUCAGUGCUAGAUGUGUAUGAAACCAGAUUUUGCCAUAAGGUGUGGGAUAUGAAUCUGGAUCAGCUACUCUUGGUUGCUGACCUCUGGCGAUACUUGGGCCGCAGAGUGCCUCGGUUUUUAAAAAUCUUUUUUAGUUAUCUUCAUUUGCACUGGAAAGACCUAUCCUUGUCCCAGCUGAUUCACCUGAUUUAUAUUAUAGGUGAAAAUCGUCAGGUACCCCAGGAUCUAAUGCAAAAACUGGAAUCAUUGAUCCUCAAGUAUAUAGAUUUUAUCAAUUUAGAGGAGGCUGGUACAAUCUGUUUGGGGUUCUUUAAAUCAAGUAGUAGUCUCUCAGAAUUUGUCAUGCGGAAAAUUGGAGACUUGGUGUGUGCUGACAUGCAGCAUCUGAGUAGUUAUGCCUUAGUGAAUAUUCUUAAAAUGUUCCGUUUCACUCACGUGGAUCAUGUAAAUUUCAUGAAGCAAUUUGGGCAGAUUGCUCCUCAGCGAAUUCCUUCCCUGGGAGUUCAGGGUGUCAUGCACCUGACUCUUGCCUGCUCUGCCUUACGCAUCUUGGAUGAAGGGGUAAUGAAUGCUGUGGCUGCUUCUGUGCCUCCUAGGGUAGCAUACUGUCGAAGUAAAGAUGUUGCCAAGUUUCUGUGGUCAUUUGGAACUCUGAAUUAUAAGCCACCCAAUGCAGAAGAGUUUUAUUCUAGUCUGAUAAAUGAGAUUCACAGAAAGAUGCCUGAGUUCAACCGUUACCCAGAACACCUGCUCACUUGCCUGCUGGGUCUUGCAUUUUCUGAGUACUUUCCAGUAGAGCUCAUCAAUUUCGCUUUGAGUCCAGGGUUCGUCAGGUUAGCUCAGGAGAGAAGUAAGUUUGAACUAAUUAAGGAGCUGUAUACUCUUGACGGUUCAGUUGGCAUUGAGUGUCCAGAUUAUAGAGGCAACCGUCUUAGUUCUCACCUUCAGCAAGAGGGGUCAGAAGUACUGUGGAAUGCAGCUAGGAAUGAUAUGAGCUCAAAGCCUGAAUUCCUAGAAGCUCUCUUUUUACUUGAGACCAUGUUGGGUGGGCCCCAGUAUAUCAAACACCAUAUGAUUUUGCCUCAUACCCGAUCUUCUGACUUGGAGGUCCAGCUUGAUGUUAAUAUGAAGCCAUUACCAUUUAACAGUGAAGCCACACCUACUGAAGAUAUAGCCAAAUUAAGGUUCAAGCAUGUGGGAAUCAAUCUUACAGAUGAUUUGAUGAAUCAGCUACUAAAGGGGAAAUCAGGAGGUCAUUUCCAGGGGGAAAUUGUGACAGAGACUGGGCAGCAGCCCAUGGAAUUAGAGAAGAAAGCAUCCAUACCCUUGAAGGCCUCCCUUAACAAUGUGGCAGACAGAUUGGGGGCUAUGGAGAUGGCUGGCCCAUGCCCACCAGCCUGCAUGCAGGCCCCGCAAGUGAAGCUGGCUAUUCAGUUGACAAACAAGAACCAGUAUUGCUAUGGUACCAGGGAUCUGCUUGGAUUGCACAAUAUGAAGAGGCGGCAGCUGAAUCGGGUUGGGUACCGUGUGGUAGAGUUAUUCCACUGGGAAUGGCUCCCACUACUGAAACGAACUCGCUUAGAAAAGCUGGCCUUCCUCCAUGAGAAAGUGUUCACCUCUGCUCUCUGAAGGGCCUUCUAGCAUUUCUGCUCUUAAAUGCUGUAGAUAUGCACUGUACCAUGUUGUGAAACAGUUAUAAAAGCCAGAAUGUUGGUUUGUAAUAAACUUAUCUGUUGAGGAGA
Miniopterus natalensis is the source of this 3447-nucleotide messenger RNA. NCBI's taxonomy places the organism in Eukaryota, Metazoa, Chordata, Mammalia, Chiroptera, Miniopteridae. The record is from RefSeq and is a predicted model, not a curated record.